This is a messenger RNA of Encephalitozoon romaleae SJ-2008, 1803 nucleotides long. RefSeq lists its product as hypothetical. The transcript has a single exon. NCBI's taxonomy places the organism in Eukaryota, Fungi, Microsporidia, Unikaryonidae. The coding region runs from base 1 to 1803 and encodes 600 amino acids. The record is from RefSeq and is a predicted model, not a curated record.
AUGCUAAGAGCAUUGUUUGGCUAUGAAAAACACUUUCAGAUGGUUGAUGAUGUAUAUAAAGUGGGGACUGCAGGCGAAGAGAAGCUAUCAAGGCUUAUAACAUACCUGAAGUCAAAAACAUCUACUAUACCGAGCACUCUUGACUAUCUAAAAGCAAGGGCCAGGGAGGAGGUGCAAGGCACACACAGACUUAAGACCGGGUCAAAAGUUCUGAGGCUGAUUAUUGAUCAGCUGAGGGGGGUGUCUAUUUGUUAUGAGUCUCGGAUAAUAAGGAUAUUUGCUGGAGUGAUCCAAGAGAUCCUCCAACUGAAGAAGAAUGGAGAUUUUGAGUACUCUGAUCACCAGGAAUUUCUAGAUGUUUUUAUACACUUCUUCAAAACAGUGCCGAUUAGAGCAUAUGAAAGUGAAAGAUACAUCCGGAGGAUUCUUUUUAUUGCAACAAAAGCAGCCAAAGGAUUUGAUACUAUUGAGUGCGAUAUGGAUGAUGAUAACGGCGAGGAAUAUGUUGAAAAGAAGACAUACGAGGGGGCCAUCACCUCUUCUGACGAAGCAAGCAGUCAAUGUAGCUUUAAGGGGAAUGGAUAUGAGGAGAAAGGAGAAAUAUCCAAUGCUAAGUUUGAGUAUUUCUUCUUAGAGGUUAUACACACACUCAUGGAGGUGGAGGACAUUCUUCGGAUCUAUUAUGACGAAAAGUACAGGUGGCUUGUAGGGUCUCUCAUGAAGCAUGGAGAAGUGAAUAGUGCAAAGAGAAUAGAGAUAUUCAGGCUUGUGGCAGGCAAAGCAAACAUUAUCAGUGGAAAUAGCUUUAUCUACUAUGUGUUGAAGCAUGCAAGCCAGAUAGGGAAAUCCUGUGUGGGAAUUCUUACAGAAUAUCUUGAGUCCAGCCUCUAUCCUCAGAUAAUUCUCCAGGUGAACAUGAACAUCCUGGAAAGGGGAAGAAGGCUAUGUAGCAAGGGAAAGCCUGAGAAUAACAGCGUUAUCAAGGAAUGUGAAUUUCUUGUAGGAGAAGCCACAGAAGUUUUAAAAGAGUAUGAGGUGAUGCAUUUGAACCAGAAGGAAAUAGUCCUAAGCUUUUUCAGUAUCUUUGAAAUGUUUUUCUCUCAAGAGUGCGACGAGUUUUUGUUUAUAAUUUCAUAUGUAAGAGAGUAUUUUGAGAAAUGCAAGCCUAUAUCCGAUAUAUUCUAUAGGUUCCUCAAAAAGAUUUUUCAGGAGAGGGAGUCUGGUAAAUAUACAGGAAAUCUUAAAACCGUAGUGUUUGGUGAGAUCCAGAGGUAUUUUGUUGUUCAUUCGAGCUGUGUACCCAAUACAAGAUUCAUGACUCUCCUCUUAAAUUCCGCAGUGGGAGAAUCUACACCCUUUUGCUGUAAGAUACUGUAUUUAGCAAAGGACUACUUCAUGGCUCGAACUCUGAAACCUUUUGUGAAAGAAAGGGUGAUGAGGAGGCUUCGGAUACUCUUUCAUGAAACAGGGAACAAGGACAUACUAUACCUUCUGGUGGACCUUGUCGGGCAUGACAUUUCUAGGGACGACCAUUACAAAACUCUGUGUGCUCUGAAUACUAGGAAGGUUUUAAAUGAGCAACUGAUUCGAGAGAUAUACAAAGGCCGGUAUUCCGGUGUUUCUGAAGCCUUAUCUUCUGAGUUUGGAUGUGAAACGUUGGAGCCUUACGACUUAAACUUAGACAAAGAGGUUUAUGAAGUAGAGACUGUAGACCGGAAAAGAUGCGAUGAUGAGGUUUGUGGGGAAAGGUCUAGAAGAUGUACUCGGAUAACCUUGAUUGAUUACGAAAAACAUUUUAGGUGA